Hydra vulgaris (swiftwater hydra) is the source of this 1580-nucleotide messenger RNA. RefSeq names its product ras-related protein Rab-4B. Gene Ontology annotation, biological process: Rab protein signal transduction; vesicle-mediated transport; regulation of endocytosis. Gene Ontology annotation, molecular function: GTPase activity; GTP binding. Gene Ontology annotation, cellular component: recycling endosome; plasma membrane. The record is from RefSeq and is a predicted model, not a curated record. Lineage: Eukaryota; Metazoa; Cnidaria; Hydrozoa; Anthoathecata; Hydridae.
GUUCUAUUAAAAUUGUUAUAGUAUUUUAGAUGUAAAUUUUGAAAACUAAAAAGAUUUAAUAAAAAUUUAAAGGAAAGAAAAUGAGUGAAACUUACGAUUAUCUAUUCAAGUAUCUUAUUAUUGGUAGUGCUGGUGUUGGAAAAUCAUGCAUCUUACAUCAGUUUAUGGAAAAUAAAUUUAAACAAGAUGCACAUCAUACAAUUGGAGUAGAAUUUGGUUCAAAGAUUGUCAAUAUUGGUGGUAAAAGUGUUAAACUACAGAUUUGGGAUACUGCUGGCCAAGAAAGAUUUAGAUCAGUUACUCGCAGUUACUAUAGAGGGGCUGCUGGUGCUCUACUUGUUUAUGAUAUCACAAGCCGUGAGACAUACAACACGCUCACCACAUGGCUAACCGAUGCAAGAACGCUUGCAAGUCCUAAUAUUGUUAUUAUUUUACUGGGAAAUAAAAAGGAUUUAGAAGCUGAUAGAGAAGUGACUUUUUUGGAAGCGAGUCGGUUUGCACAAGAGAACGAGCUAAUGUUUUUGGAAACAAGUGCGGCCACUGGAGAAAAUGUAGAAGAAGCAUUUUUAAAAUGUUCUAGAUCGAUUCUGACUAAAAUCGACGCAGGAGACCUGGAUCCAGAACGAAUGGGAUCUGGCAUUCAAUACGGCAACGCUACUCUCCGAAAACAUCAGCCCAGUAAACCAGAUAGUAACUCUUGUAACUGCUAAAAAGUGCUCUUUCUUAUAUGCCUUAAAUUCGUUUUCUACAUCUGUAUAAUUUGUUUUUAUAUCAUUUAUGCAUUGCACAACACAAAGUUCUUUUCAUUAGUCAAAAGAAUUUUUAAUUAAUCAUUAGCUAAAACGAUUAUUUCUUAUCGCAGAACAUCUUUGAACUCAAAAAGUUCUUUAUACAUGCAUAUAUUAAACUAAGCUCUAGAAAAGGUUAAAAAAUCAAUAUUAAUGAACAUAUUUUAAACAGGUUUUUUGUUUGUUUUGUGUUUUUUUUUCUUUUAUUAAAACAUUUUGUAUAUUAUUUAGGUCACCAAUGAUUAAGUAUGUUUUAAAAGUGACCGUGAUUUAGAAUAGCUAUCACAUGAUUAAGGCAAUCAUGUGACAUUACGAAAACUUUAGUGUUGUUGUUGCAAUAUUCUUAUUAAGUUAUAAUUUUUUAUUACUUAUCUAAAUUGAAUUUAAUUUUAAAGAGAUUGUAAAUAUGAGAUAAAAAAAGUAAACUUUAUAAUUGCUUAAUACUUCUCCGUUUUUUAAUUUAUCUGUGCUAUGUUUUAACUUUUGACAAAAUUUUAAAAGCUAAGAAAAAAAAUCAGGUAUAUGGUAAAUUUUUAAAAAAACUAAACUUAAAAAAAUCACUAUAUGGUAAAUUUUUUAUAAGCUUAGAAAAAUGGAAUAACGAAUUAAGAUUUUAUUUUUGGAUAUUUUCUUUUACUUUUGUAAAUUAUUAAUAUGUUAGAUAAAAGUUUGUCUCCCUGCAAACUAGUAAGUGUAUGCUCACCUCACUUUACGUGAGUCGGUGAAAAUACAUUAAAUCUUGGUGUAUAGUUAAGCAUAAAUAUUUAACAUAAAGAAGAAAGUCUUUAUUUA